Molecule: messenger RNA, 1957 nt
Organism: Schistocerca nitens (vagrant locust)
Lineage: Eukaryota; Metazoa; Arthropoda; Insecta; Orthoptera; Acrididae
Product: hippocampus abundant transcript 1 protein
Exons: 12
Coding region: 231-1739 (502 amino acids)
Biological process (GO): transmembrane transport
Cellular component (GO): membrane
Molecular function (GO): transmembrane transporter activity
Source: RefSeq, a predicted model, not a curated record
UAAAUAGCCAACAUGGCGUGUAUAGUUAAUAUGUUGGUUAGUUUAGUUUGAAAAAAAAAAAAAGUUUACUUGUCGGCGGUUCGUGUUUUUGGUGUUUAAUGAGUUACUAACUUUUAUUUUGUAAAAGCAACAGCGCAGUGCAAAAGUUGAUAUGUGAUGUGUGUGUGAUGUGUCAGACUUAUCUACGAAAGAAAUGUAAAUUCUGAAGGUUCACUUUGUUGGAUAGGAAUAUGCCAACUAAAGCAUCCAAGAAAGUUGUUGGAAUGAUUAUAAGGAGCAGAAAAACAAUUAUGAAGGAUGGCGUAAUGACGACUUCAGGAAUUGGAGAGCCCAGCAUAUACCAUGCCCUUGUUGUCAUAUUUCUGGAAUUCUUUGCAUGGGGACUUUUGACUAUGCCCAUUAUUUCUGUUCUCAAUGAAACAUUUCCAGAUCACACAUUCCUUAUGAAUGGACUAAUUAUGGGAAUUAAGGGGUUUCUGUCUUUUCUAAGUGCACCAUUAAUCGGUGCACUGUCUGAUGUUUGGGGCCGGAAGUUUUUCCUACUAAUAACAGUAUUUUUUACCUGUGCACCAAUACCACUGAUGACUAUCAACACAUGGUGGUUUUUUGCCAUGAUCAGCAUAUCAGGGGUUUUUGCUGUAACAUUCUCGGUCGUGUUUGCCUAUGUUGCGGAUGUUACAGAAGAGCAUGAACGAAGUCUUGCUUAUGGCCUUGUUUCUGCAACAUUUGCAGCAAGUAUGGUUAUCAGCCCAGCAUUGGGAGCGUAUAUGAUGGAUGCCUACAGUGAAAAUUUAGUUGUUGCAUUGGCCACAGCAAUAGCUAUACUUGAUGUAUUUUUUAUUCUUGUGGCUGUUCCUGAAUCCCUUCCAGAAAAAGUCCGACCAUCAUCGUGGGGUGCACCUAUUUCUUGGGAACAAGCUGAUCCAUUUGCAGCACUUCGUAAGGUUGGCAAGGACCACACCAUACUUAUGCUGUGUGUGACAGUGUUUUUAUCGUACUUACCUGAAGCUGGACAGUAUUCAUGCAUUUUUGUUUAUCUCAAAUUGGUGAUGGAUUUUAGUGUUGUAAUGGUCGCUGUCUUUAUUGCCACAGUGGGUAUACUGUCUGUUGGUGCGCAGAUAAUUUUAGGAUUCCUAAUGCGUUCUUUGGGCAGUAAGCACACAAUUAUUGUUGGUCUUGUGUUUGAAAUGUUGCAACUAAUGUGGUACGGAUUCGGCUCACAAACAUGGAUGAUGUGGGCCGCUGGGGUCCUGGCUUCAAUCUCUAGCAUCACAUAUCCUGCUAUUAGUGCCUUUGUAUCAAUGCAUUCUGAUGCAGACAAACAAGGGUUAGUACAAGGAAUGGUAACUGGAAUGAGAGGGCUUUGUAACGGCCUCGGACCUGCAAUGUUUGGUGUAAUAUUCUACCUCUUUCAUGUUGACUUAAAUGAAGAUCCUUCAAAAAUAAGAUCUGAACGUCCUAUUAAUUUGGGAGAUAAUGGUACCACAGGACAGAUGCACGAUUCUUUACAACCUUUGGUUCCUGGUCCACCAUUUGUUUUUGGUUCCUUUUUGGUGAUCUGUGCUUUGCUGGUAGCAGUUUUCAUUCCUGAGGGUAACUCUAUGGGUUCCAACCUUCGAACUAAUUCACGGAGACAAUCUGGUCUUUCAAUGGAGGUGCAUUAUGAAGUAGAGCGUAGCAAAAAGCACGAUGGAGUGAGUCCUCUGUCACCACUUGUUGACAAUUCUGCCAUCCUGUAGCAUAAGUGAAAGAAAAAGAUGAUGGCUUUGGUGCAAGGACUAGUACUGUUUCUUUGAUUUUACAGAAGAUAAAUUGUUUGUCUGUUUCCAAACACAUAAAAUUUUGUUGUAUCACUAUCCUGUGUACAGUAUUCGUAUUGAAUACUACACUACAUGUUAAUUGUAAUUGUUUUCUGUCUUGUUUGUGUUAAAAUAAUGAAUACAUAUUGUGUUCGUUA